Molecule: messenger RNA, 2352 nt
Organism: Rhododendron vialii
Lineage: Eukaryota; Viridiplantae; Streptophyta; Magnoliopsida; Ericales; Ericaceae
Product: growth-regulating factor 1-like
Exons: 4
Coding region: 229-1914 (561 amino acids)
Biological process (GO): DNA-templated transcription; developmental process; regulation of DNA-templated transcription
Cellular component (GO): nucleus
Molecular function (GO): ATP binding
Source: RefSeq, a predicted model, not a curated record
AUGUCUGAUUGCUCCUAGUUUCACCUCUCUCUCUCUCUCUCUCCCUCUCUCUCUCUCUCCCCCCACCCACCCCACCCCACCCCACCCCACCCAGUCUUAUGUUGUCCUCCUGAACCCAUCCUCUCUCUCUCUCUCUCUCUCUCUCUCUCUCACACACACACACGCGCGCGCGCGCGCGCACACACACACUCAUGCGUUGGUGAGUUCUGUAGAUUUCUGGGGGGUCACAUGAUGGAUCUCAGGGGACUGGAUUUGGAGGGUUUCACAAGCAACGGAUCCACUCCUCAACCCGUUUUAGACCCAGAUACCACCAAGCCAAAUAGUAACGGAUCUGGGUUUCUAAAGCAAGGCAGAUCUGGGUCGGGUCAAGAUGAAUACUGGAGGGCCUCCAAAGUGGCCCGUGCUGUUGAUUCUGAAUCCCCCAAAACACUGUUUGGAACUUCUAUGCUGAUGAGAUCUGACAGCGGUCAACAAGAACAUCAGAACAUGAUCAGCUUCUCUUCCCCCAAGUCAGAAUCUCAUUUCCUCGGUAAAAAUGGUGGAUUGGCCGAAAAGAGCUCUCAGAACUCAGACUCAAUAUAUUUUCAGCAAACACCUCAUGCUUCGGCUAGAAAUGCAGGUUCUGGUAAUGGAGGCAUGCGUGCCCCUCUUCUGGGGGCAAGGGGGCCAUUUACUCCAUCCCAAUGGGUCGAGCUCGAGCACCAGGCAUUGAUCUACAAAUACAUGCUGGCAAAUGUACCUGUUCCAUCAAAUUUGCUCAUACCCCUCAAGAUUUCCCUUAGCCCGUUUGGGUUAUCAGGGUUGUCAUCCGGAUCCUAUCCCCCCAACUCCUUGGGAUGGGGUUCUUUCCAUCUAGGUUACUCCGGCAACACUGAUCCAGAACCUGGGAGGUGUCGCCGAACGGAUGGAAAGAAAUGGCGCUGUUCAAGAGAUACUGUUGCCGAUCAGAAGUACUGUGAAAGGCACCUAAAUAGAAACCGCCAUCGUUCAAGAAAGCCUGUGGAAGGCCAAACUGGCCAAGCUGUCUCUGGAUCCUCUCCAAAGGUGGCGCCGAUUUCUUGUUCCACUUCAACAUCAAAUAGCAUCGAUAUCACGCAACACCAAUUCAAGGGAUUACAUUCUGGUGGUAACAAACCUUCUGCAGAUGUUCUUGUCAACAGAAUGCAAGAUCCUAAAGGCCUCUCUAUGCCGCCUUCUACGACCAACCUGAAGUCUAAAGAGUACCCAUUCUCCAUUCCAAAGCAACAUAUCCCAAAUGAAGAAUCCUCGGGCUUUGGACUCGUCUCUUCUGAUUCCCUUCUCAAUCCUUCACGAGAGACCUCCUACGUGAAUUCAAGACACUAUAACCCUAUCCUUGAUUUCAACGACCAUAAAUCUGAUGGCCAACAUUCACUUCGUCAUUUCACUGAUGACUGGCCUAAGGACCAAUCCAAUCGUGGCUCCAUCGCCUGGCCCGAAGAACUUAAAUCUGACUGGACCCAACUCUCAAUGUCUAUUCCUAUGGCUGCCUCAGAUUUCUCAUCAACCUCAUCCUCAUCCCCUCAAGAGAAAAUCUCCCCCUCACCGCUAUCUCAUGAGCUUGACCCAAGGCAAAUGGGUUUGAUGGUGAAUAAAAACUUUAAUGAAUCAACCGAAAAGCAAACAAACUGGAUACCUGUAUCUUGGGGAAGUGCAAUGGGGGGACCAUUGGGAGAGGUUUUGAACCUCAAAACUGGAGUACCGAAUGGCAGCCCGCAACUGGGAUCUUCUCCUACGGGGGUAUUGCAUAAGACAACUUUUGUUUCGCUUUCAAAUAGUAGUUCAGGGAAGAGCAGUCCCAGAGCUGACAACAUGCAAACAAAUAAAACUAGUGUUCUUGGUGGUCAUAUGAUUGGUUCAAUUCUUGCAAGUCCGUUCACAAUUCCAUCCGUAUAAUGAACUGAUAUGAUGGAGAAAAAGACGAUGGUGGGUGAUGAAACGCGAUGACUUUUCAGCAAUGUUGGUGAAAUGAGUCCAAGUGCGGGUUAGAACACCUCAAUGAAACUCAAAAUCUCUCUCAAUUUCCCUUUAGCUAUGUUCUGCCGAAGUUUUCAAGGUGGGAUUGGCUGAUUUUCAUGAAUUGAUAUUGGCUAUUUUAUCUUUUAUGUGUGUCCUAUAUAUGUUAUCUUUAGUAUCGAUACAGUUCAUUAGGAUUAUGAUUCAUUAUUUCGCUUCUUUCCUCUGGUAUGCUUAAUCCGACUCUACUUUCCUCUGGUAUGCUUAAUCCGACUCUACUUUGGAAACACUGUACGAGAAAAAUGCUUAGCUGAAACUAAGCUUUUCCUUAGGAAUUACAUUGGAAAUGGCUUUUCCAGUGUUGCAUUCGAGAUUCAA